Molecule: messenger RNA, 744 nt
Organism: Naumovozyma dairenensis CBS 421
Lineage: Eukaryota; Fungi; Ascomycota; Saccharomycetes; Saccharomycetales; Saccharomycetaceae
Exons: 1
Coding region: 1-744 (247 amino acids)
Source: RefSeq, a predicted model, not a curated record
AUGAUUACAUGUCCAUCAAUUUUGACAUUUCUCAAGUCACCUUUAGAUACCACAUCUGAUUUGACUCUCGUUGGUGAAGACGACAUGCAAACUCAUUUGGUUUCCACUUUUCCUCGAACAGCUAUUUAUGUGAUAGAUAAUCUUAUUGAUCUUAUAAUGUAUCCUAAUGAAGAGACGAGACCAAAUAAACUUAUCGAAACAAUACAACAAGGAAAGAGACUGGAUCAUCCUAAUUCCGUUAUGAUGCCAACCGCGUUAGGAUCACCUUUGUUUCUCCUCAUACGGGCAAGGAAGGUGGCAAGUGUACUUUCGCUUUCCAAUCAAAUUGCAUCACGCUCAAGCAUACAACAUUUAAAAGCUACCUUAAGCCUCAUAUCCUCAUUAUUAAAUGAAUAUAAAGAACUACCAGCAUACGAAGCGUUAUUUAUGGAGCUGGACUCUAAUAUAAUAAAUGAAUUAGCUUUACUAAUUGAGGAUAGUGAAAAAAUUUGUGCAUUGUCUGAAAUACAAUCAAAUAGUCCAGGGCCCUUAAAACAGAAUAUUUCAACGAAUGUUGCAGAGGUAUAUUCAAGAAUUCAAGAAAAUAAUGAUAGGGUAUUCUAUUCCAUUUCUAGAGCUCAAGCUGACUACGAUAAAUAUUUGGAAACCAUUAGUGGAUGUGAUGACCCUCUUCCAAUGGACUUCGACACAUUUUAUGACAGAAGACAAGAAAUACUAUCUAUAUCGACUAGGAAUAUUUUCUGA